UUCACAAACCUCUGCGUAAUGACAAGUUUGUCCUUUUGAUGCUGCGUGUACCAAGUGUGUGCGGUUUACUGUGGUAAACAAAUUUUAAAUCGCAGCCAUGGUGCGCAUGAAUGUUCUCAGCGAUGCUUUGAAGUCCAUCAACAAUGCUGAGAAGCGGGGUAAGCGACAAGUAUUGUUGAGACCCUGCUCAAAAGUAAUUGUUAAGUUCUUAACUGUCAUGAUGAAGCAUGGAUAUAUUGGAGAAUUUGAGAUCGUGGACGAUCAUCGUAGCGGUAAAGUGGUAGUAAAUCUUACUGGCAGAUUAAAUAAAUGUGGUGUGAUCUCACCUAGAUUCGAUGUACCUAUCAAUGACAUUGAGAAAUGGACAAAUAAUCUUUUACCUUCUCGACAGUUUGGCUACGUUGUGUUGACAACUAGCGGAGGAAUCAUGGAUCACGAGGAGGCCAGAAGAAAACAUCUUGGUGGCAAAAUACUGGGAUUCUUCUUUUAAUGUUUUUUUAAGUAAAUAAACAUGUAAGAACAAAAACUA
Pseudomyrmex gracilis is the source of this 529-nucleotide messenger RNA. Its product is annotated as 40S ribosomal protein S15Aa. Gene Ontology annotation, molecular function: structural constituent of ribosome. The transcript has 4 exons. Gene Ontology annotation, biological process: translation. Gene Ontology annotation, cellular component: ribosome; cytosolic small ribosomal subunit. The record is from RefSeq and is a predicted model, not a curated record. Bases 98 to 490 code for a protein of 130 amino acids. Lineage: Eukaryota; Metazoa; Arthropoda; Insecta; Hymenoptera; Formicidae.